CCGCGCCUUCGCCCCGCCCCGCGCCGCGCCGCGCACAGCCGGGGCUCGGGGCUCGCGACUGUCGACGCGCGACGGCCCGGCGGACUGAGCGACAGGCGGCUGGACGUGAGGAGCGCCCCGCGGGCCUCACAGCAGAGGAGGUGGUUCAACUCAAGGCAGCCCUUGAGCCGGCUGUGGGAGCAUGGCGCGGCCCCGGGAGCCUGUGGCAGCCUGGCUGGCCGUGGUCUUGGCCGUGGCCCUGGCCCUGGGCCCGAGGGCUGGCGCGGCGGCCCCGAGGCAGGACUGCACGGGCGUCGAGUGCCCGCCGCUGGAGAACUGCAUCGAGGAGGCGCUGGAGCCGGGCGCCUGCUGCGCGGUGUGCGUACAGCGGGGCUGCGCAUGCGAGGGCUACCAGUACUACGACUGCCUGCAGGGCGGCUUCGUGCGCGGCCGUGUGCCCGCCGGCCAGUCCUACUUCGUGGACUUCGGCAGCACCGAGUGCUCCUGCCCACCGGGCGGUGGCAAGAUUAGCUGCCAGUUCAUGCUGUGCCCGGAGCUGCCCCCCAACUGCAUCGAAGCUGUGGUGGCGGCCGACAGCUGCCCGCAGUGUGGCCAGGUGGGCUGCGUCCAUGCUGGACGCAAGUAUGCCGCCGGCCACACUGUCCACCUGCCGCCCUGCCGGGCCUGCCACUGUCCUGACACAGGGGGCGAGCUCAUCUGCUACCAGCUCCCUGGCUGCCGUGGGGAUGCCGGAGACGUGCUUGCGGCUGCCACGGGAAACUUCUCCGACACGGAGGAGGGGGACCCCGAGCGACACUAUGAAGACCCCUACAGCUACGACCAGGAGGUGGUCGAGGCAGAAGCUGCAGCAGCCCUGGCGGGCGAGCUCCAGGCAGGUGCUGGGGGUCCGGCUGCUCUGGGAGGUGGCAGUCAGCCAUCCUCUGCCCUCCAGGCCACCCCCUGGCCAGCCGCCCUCCCUAGGCCCACGGCGGCUGCUGCCCUGGGUCCUCCGGCCCCCAUGCAAGCCAGGAGAGUGACAGAGGACAGCCAUGGCGAAGGGCCAGAGAAGACCGAGGAAUUGGUCAUCAGGGAGCAGCCAGCAGCAGGUGGCCCCAGGGGGCUGGAUGAACCACCCAUUCCAGGCCCAACUGGGCCUGGUCUUCCUGUCCAAGAGAACAAGGCAGAGGCGAGGGCAGGGCCUGAAGAGAACUUAAUCCCGGAAGCCCAGGCCACCCUUGACAGUGCUGGGCAGGAGGGAGCUGUGCCUGUUCUGGGGUCAAGCACGGCCAGUGUCCCCCCAUCACAGGGCACACUGAACUCUCCUGGGGGCACGACGAAGUCCAGCAUCCACACCAUGCUGACCCUGUCUCCCCAAGAGGCAGCCUGGGUCCCACCCACAGAGGAAGUGCCCAAGCAGCCACCGGUUCUGCCCCAUUCUCAGCCAGAGGAGGACACAGAUCCCAACUCUGUUCAUUCUAUCUCCAGAGGUGACCAUGAAGUGUCCACAAAGGAUCUGAUUGAGACAUGCUGUGCCGCUGGACAGCAGUGGGCCAUCGACAAUGACGAGUGCCUGGAAAUCCCCGAGAGUGGCGCGGAGGGUGAUGCCUGCAGGAUAGCCCAGAAGCACUGCUGCGUGUCCUACUUGAAGGAGAAGAGCUGCAUGGCUGGCGUCAUGGGGGCCAAGGAGGGCGAGGCCUGUGGGGUUGAGGACAAUGACACGUGUGCUGUCUCCUUGUACAAGCAAUGCUGUGACUGCUGUGGCCUAGGACUCCGUGUGCGGGCCGAGGGCCACUCAUGUGAGUCUAACCCCAACCUGGGCUACCCCUGCAACCACGUCAUGCUCUCCUGCUGUGAAGGGGAAGACCCCCUCAUUGUGCCCGAGGUGCGCCGGCCCCCAGAGCCCGAAGCCGUUCCACGGAGAGUUGCAGAAGCAGAGCUGGCGAGCCGGGAGGCCCUGUCCCUGGGCACGGAGACUGAGCUGCCCAACAGCCUGCCUGGCGAUGACCAGGAUGAGUGCCUGCUCCUCCCAGGGGAGCUGUGCCAGCAUCUCUGCAUCAAUACCGUGGGUUCCUACCACUGUGCCUGCUUUCCUGGCUUCUCACUGCAGGACGACGGCCGCACCUGUCGCCCAGACGGUGACCCCCCAAAGCCAGAGGCUGCAGAGGAGUCUGCACCGAAACCAGAUUCCUCCCAAUUGGCCUCCAACACCAUCCUGCUACCAGUGCCACAACCCAACACCUGCAAAGACAACGGACCCUGUAAGCAGGUGUGCAGCGUCAUUGGGGACACAGCCAUGUGCUCCUGCUUUCCUGGCUAUGCCAUCAUGGCGGAUGGUGUGUCCUGUGAAGACCAAGACGAGUGCCUGAUGGGCACUCAUGAUUGUAGCCUGCGACAGUUCUGUGUGAACACCUUGGGAUCCUUCUACUGUGUCAGCCACACGGUGCUCUGUGCCGAGGGCUUUAUCCUCAACAUGCACAGGAAAUGCGUGGACAUCAACGAGUGUGUGGCGGACCUGCACACGUGCAGCCGGGGCGAGCACUGCGUGAACACCGUAGGUUCCUUCCGCUGCUACAAGGCUCUCACCUGUGAGCCUGGCUACGCCCUCCAGGAUGGAGAGUGCGAAGAUGUGGACGAGUGUGAGCUGGGCACGCACAACUGCCAGGCGGGCUUCACGUGCCAGAAUACCAAGGGCUCAUUCUACUGCCAGGCACGCCAGCGCUGCAUGGAGGGCUUCCUGCAGGACCCUGAGGGCAACUGCGUGGACAUCAACGAGUGCACGUCACUGGCUGAGCCGUGUAGGCCGGGCUUCAGCUGCAUCAACACUGUGGGCUCCUACACGUGCCAGAGGAACCCGCUGCUCUGUGGGCGCGGCUACCACGCCAACCAGGAUGGGACCAAGUGUGUGGAUGUGAAUGAGUGUGAGACGGGUGUGCACCAGUGUGGCGAGGGCCAGGUGUGCCACAACCUCCCUGGCUCCUACCGCUGUGACUGCAAAGCUGGCUUCCAGCGGGACGCCUUUGGCCGGGCCUGCGUCGACGUGAACGAGUGCUGGACCUCGCCGGGCCGCCUGUGCCAGCACACGUGUGAGAACACACCGGGCUCCUACCGCUGUUCCUGUGCCACUGGCUUCGUGCUGGCUGCGGAUGGCAAGCGCUGUGAAGAUGUGAAUGAGUGUGAGGCCCAGCGCUGCAGCCAGGAGUGCACCAACAUCUAUGGCUCCUACCAGUGCUACUGUCGCCAAGGCUACCAGCUGGCAGAGGACGGGCACACCUGCACAGACAUUGAUGAGUGUGCUCAGGGCGCUGGCAUCCUCUGCACCUUCCGCUGCGUCAACGUGCCAGGGAGCUACCAGUGUGCGUGCCCAGAGCGGGGCUACACCAUGACAGCCAAUGGGAGGUCCUGCAAGGACCUAGACGAGUGUGCGCUGGGCACUCACAACUGCUCUGAGGCCGAGACCUGCCAUAACAUCCGGGGUGGCUUCCGCUGCCUGCGCUUCGACUGCCCUCCGAACUACGUCCGUGUCUCCGAAACGAAGUGUGAGCGCACCACGUGCCACGACUUCAUGGAGUGUCAGAACUCACCGGCACGCAUCACCUACUACCAGCUGAACUUCCAGACGGGCCUCCUGGUGCCAGCACACAUCUUCCGCAUCAGCCCGGUGCCCGUCUUCGCGGGUGACACCAUCUCCCUGACCAUCACCAAGGGCAACGAGGAGGGCUACUUUGGCACACGGCCUCUCAACGCCUUCACAGGCGUGGUGUACCUGCAGCGGUUGGUACGCGAGCCCCGGGACUUCGCCCUGGACGUGGAGAUGAAGCUCUGGCGACAGGGCUCCGUUACCACCUUCCUGGCCAAGAUGCACAUCUUCUUCACCACCUUCGCACUGUGAGGCGCCCACGCCUGCCUGAGCACCCUGCUGGGGCCGCGGAACCCUGGGAUCCUUCCUCGGUGACCCUGGCGGCAACCUCUGUGCCACCCACCAGCGUACACCGUUCUGCGGUUGCUGAACGCUGCAUAUGUGGGGCCAGGUUAUGGUGGCGGUUUUUACUAUAUAACUCUGUAAAUUAACUUAAUUUUGCUGACCCGAUUCCUCCUGGAUUCCUGGGCUUCCCCCAUGUCCCGCCCUGCGGGAGGGAGCUUGGCCACAGGAAGCGUGCCUAAACUUGGAGGGCAGUUCAAGGUCAUGGUAGGUGCUCCGUGGGUGGAGUCAGAGGGCCCAAGACUGGAAACACAGCGACCCCAUUGGGGUGUUUGGACUUAACUCAGUGACCUGACCCCAGAGCUGAUACUCCACUUCAUAUUCCACUGUGAUUAGUUCCUUACUUUUUUCUUUUUUAAAUCAUUUUAAGUGUUUUUGUUUAAUUAUAAAAGUAGUAUGCACAUAUUGCAAAAAAUAUAUUCAAAUAGUACCAAAGGAUUAUAAAGUAAAAAAUGAAAAGAGA
Lutra lutra (Eurasian river otter) is the source of this 4421-nucleotide messenger RNA. RefSeq names its product fibulin 2 (gene FBLN2). The coding region runs from base 182 to 3868 and encodes 1228 amino acids. The transcript has 18 exons. Gene Ontology annotation, molecular function: calcium ion binding. Gene Ontology annotation, cellular component: extracellular region. NCBI's taxonomy places the organism in Eukaryota, Metazoa, Chordata, Mammalia, Carnivora, Mustelidae. The record is from RefSeq and is a predicted model, not a curated record.